UAUUCCCUAAGUAUUGUACGGAUCUCAUUCACUAAUAAUACGAGUCUUAGCAGUUUUACUACUACUGGAAAGAACCCAUCAUUCUUGCCGCUCUCGCUUUUCAAAUCCAAGCUUUUGGCUAUCUGACUCUAGGGUUUCUCUCUCGUACGGUUCAGAAAUGGAGCCUGUAGCUUUGGCAGUGGACAAGCUGAAAGCUUUUGCGAAAUCGAGCCAAGACUUCGUCGAUGGCCUCAUUCACCGCCGUGACGACUCCGCUCGCCGCAAUCCGAUUGAAAUCCUAAAGCGGUUGCAACGGGAGUCAUUUACAGAUGUGAUGAAACUGAGGGACAGGCAAGACAAGUUUGAGAGAGUACUUUCUUUCUAUAAAACAACCAAGGGAAGUCCAUUCCAAGAAGCCAGUACCCAUGUAAGAGGAGAGGUUGAUCUCUUGGGGGCUUUGUUGGUGAUGGAUGAUGUUGAUGAGAAGAACUGCGAUGCACUUUGUAGAGCUGGAAUCAGGACUGGAAUUGAUUCAAGAUUCACUUUUGAAACAACUAUUAGUCAGAAAGAUACUCUUGCUGCAGAGUUUGUGGCCAGUCAGAAAGGCAAAGGAUUUCUUGGUGAUGUUUCAGGACAUUCACUUUUUCUAGAAAAAGUGUCAUAUAAGGUAAAUGCUAGUGACUGGUUAUCUAUGGUUGCAAUCCCAGUUGGAGCUCAAUGCAGGGAUGUCGCAAUCACUACAAUUUCUUCCCAUCAGGCAAAGGGACUGACCCAAUUUUCAUCGCAUGGACCUCCCCUUCUGAAUCAGCAUAGUGGUAGUGGCAUUGGCUUAACGGUAAGAAAAUCAAAUGUUGUUGCUUCAUUGGCUCAAUUCGUUUCUGGAUUGGGAAUGCAACCAGGUUCUGAUAGUACGGGACACUGCUUCAGCACUUUUGGCCAAGUUGUCUGUCAACUUCCCCGAGGAGUAAAACUCUCACUUUUGGGUCUUCAUCAAGUGCCCAAAUCAUUAAGCCGACAUGUUAGUCUUGGACCCCUUACCAUUCCAGUACGCCGUUUUAAACAUCAUAGGACUCCUGAGACAGUGGUUGAAGCAUCUACUCCAUCCAUGGGAGCAAGCACUCUGGAAAAUGUCUCAGCUGGAUCUGUUGCUUUAAUGCUGGAAUCAGAACUUGAUGAGAUUACAAGAAUUGAAGGUUGGAUUGAAAUGCAUAAAUCAAACCCUAAACAAUUACAAUGGGCUGUUACUGUGUCUGAUGAUUCUGAAGAUUAUUUGGGAUGGGGACUUAGUUUAAGCGGAAUGAUUGGAGAUCCCACAAACAGGGACCGUUUGCAAGCUGAAUCCUAUUUAAAACUUAACUUAGGUAAGAAAUUCAGCUUGAAGCCAGGUCUGACAUAUGUAGCAGAUGGGAAUGCCAGGUUAACUGCCUUUAUGCUUCGGUCUAAUUGGUCCCUCUGAUGACCAUCUUCGGCGUAUUUAUAAUUUUCUGAAUCUUGUGGAAGCUCCACUCUAUAUGCAAUGUCAUCACUUUUCUCACAGGUAUC
Alnus glutinosa is the source of this 1521-nucleotide messenger RNA. RefSeq lists its product as uncharacterized. Bases 158 to 1435 code for a protein of 425 amino acids. NCBI's taxonomy places the organism in Eukaryota, Viridiplantae, Streptophyta, Magnoliopsida, Fagales, Betulaceae. The transcript has 3 exons. The record is from RefSeq and is a predicted model, not a curated record.